AUGUCCGGCCAUCAUCAUCAUCAUGGAGGCGACGGACAUGGCCACUGCCAUGACGAACAUGAUCACUCCAACGAUAUCACUCCGGCGCUUCAGUCGCUGCUCUAUUCGCAGAUUGAUUUUGACUCGGUCACCACGCUGAAUGAGGCAAGACCCAAGAGCGGCGCUGCUAUUCUCAAGAAAACCUGGGCCGAACGACUGAACGACCAACCCGAGCUUGAGAGCGACGCCGAUGAGCAGCUUCUAAUGCACAUCCCGUUCACCGGUCAAGUCAAGCUACACUCUAUUCUCAUCUAUACUGCGCCCACCCCUGCUGCGCCGAAGACUCUCAAAUUAUUCAAGAAUCGUGAUGAUCUGGACUUCUCAACAGCGUCAGAUCUUUCUCCAACACAAACCAUCGAGGUACCACAGCCUGUUGCCGGCGAAGAUGUGUUUGAGCUUCCACUGAAUCGCGCCCACUGGAAUACUACUACAUCCAUUACCGUCUUCGUCGAGGAGAACUGGAGCGACGGUGACGAAGACGUCACCAAAGUCGGAUAUGUUGGCUUCAAGGGCCAAUUCAUGGCUUUGAACCGCGAACCGAUCAGCUUCCUUUACGAGGCAGCUGCCAACCCCAGCGAUCAUGUGUCCAUCCCGGGAAUUAGCGACUCCGGGGCUCGCACAAUGCCUGGCCAGUGA
Molecule: messenger RNA, 675 nt
Organism: Penicillium diatomitis
Lineage: Eukaryota; Fungi; Ascomycota; Eurotiomycetes; Eurotiales; Aspergillaceae
Product: PITH domain-containing protein
Exons: 3
Coding region: 1-675 (224 amino acids)
Cellular component (GO): nucleus
Source: RefSeq, a predicted model, not a curated record